Verticillium alfalfae VaMs.102 is the source of this 1083-nucleotide messenger RNA. Its product is annotated as SNARE domain-containing protein. Gene Ontology annotation, cellular component: membrane; endomembrane system; SNARE complex. The record is from RefSeq and is a predicted model, not a curated record. Gene Ontology annotation, molecular function: SNAP receptor activity; SNARE binding. NCBI's taxonomy places the organism in Eukaryota, Fungi, Ascomycota, Sordariomycetes, Glomerellales, Plectosphaerellaceae. The coding region runs from base 1 to 1083 and encodes 360 amino acids. The transcript is spliced from 2 exons. Gene Ontology annotation, biological process: vesicle-mediated transport; vesicle fusion; intracellular protein transport.
AUGUGGCGGGACCGCACGAAUCUAUACAUCUCCUAUCGGCAGUCCUAUGCGCAUCACCCAACAAAACGAACAAAGUACACCAGUAGCGGGCCCGGCGGAGGCAAUGCCUUCAGCGACAACUAUGCCACCGCCUCGGGCUCUGAGGAUACUCGUGGCCUGCUCUCCGCAGGUGCUUUCGAGGACGAUGGCGACGCCGUGAUUGAGAUGGAUCUUCUGCCCCCGCGCUGGGCCGACAUCUCCGACGAGAUUACAGACUUGCUGGCAGAUAUUGCGCGAAGGAGCCAGGCACUCGAGCGCCUGCAUCAGAAGCAUGUGCUGCCAGGAUUCGAUGAUGAGGAUGCGAAAAAGGCUGAGGAGCGCGAGAUUGAGCAUCUCACGCAAAAGAUCACAAAAGGGUUCCAUGACUGCCACGGCUGUAUCCAGCGCAUUGAACGCAUGGUCAAGGAGGCAAAACAUGCUGGAGCCAUCAGUCAAGGGGAAGAAACCAUGGCGAAGAACAUUCAGAUAUCUUUAGCGUCAAGAGUGCAAGACGCUAGCGCCUUAUUCAGGAAGAAGCAAAGUGCAUAUCUCAAGAAAUUGCGCGGUAUGAGUAGUUUGGGAGGCUUCACCCCGGUGGGUGAAAGGUCGUCCACACCUCAACCAGGGCCGAGUUCCUACGUAGACCCCGACAUUACCGAGUCCGAUGCAGAUAGGUCAUUCUCACAGUCGACAUUGCAAGUAACGCAGCAGAGACUGUUGCAGAAUAAUGAUGCUGCCAUCAUUCAGCGAGAACGCGAGAUUGAAGACAUUGCACAAGGCAUCAUCGAGCUGGCGGAUAUUUUCCGCGAUCUACAGAAUAUGGUCAUUGACCAGGGCACCAUGUUGGAUCGCAUCGACUAUAAUGUCGAGAAUAUGGCGACAGAUGUCAAAGCGGCCGACAAGGAGCUUGUUGUCGCGGCUGGGUAUCAGAAGAAGACGACCAAGAGAAAGAUUAUACUGCUCUUGUUGCUCAUCGUCGUGGGCAUGUUCAUCUUAUUGUUGAUCAAGCCGAAGAGGGGAAACGACAGGGGUGGUGAGGGAGACCACCGAGAUGAACAGGUAUGA